AUGACUACACCCAUCGAUGUGACUGGCAAACAUGCUUUCCAGCCACCGGACUUCGAGAAUGGCGACCAAAGAGGCCCCUGUCCUGGACUCAAUGCGCUUGCCAAUCAUGGUUAUAUAUCUCGUGAUGGUAUUGCUGGAUUCUUCGAAGUUAUUGCUGCCGUCAAUCAAGUGUACGGCAUGGGUAUCGAAUUGAUAACCGUCCUUGCAGUCAUGGGUACCGUGGGCGUCGGCAAUCCGCUGUCCCUGAAACCUGGAUUCUCUAUAGGUGGCAAGAGUCAGAAGUCCAACAACAUACUCGGCAACCUUUUGGGACUACUCGGCACGCCUAGAGGCCUCGAUGGUGCUCACAACUGGAUCGAGUCAGACUCUUCUAACACGCGCGACGAUUUGUAUGUUACUGGCGACGCAUCCACCAUGAACAUGACCCUCUUCUUGGAAGCCUAUGACUCCUCAGACAAUGAGUUUCUCACCAUGGACGAUAUUGGUGCACGUGCAGCGAAGCGGUUUCAAGAGAGUGUAUCGAGCAACCCCAACUUCUACUAUGGCCCGUACACCGGCAUGAUUGCUCGCAACGCAGGGUAUGCCUUCACUGGACGUAUACUGAGCAAUCACACUGAAGAGAACCCCAUGGGUGGUCACUUGACAAAGGAUGUUUUUGCCAGCUUUUAUGCUGUCUACGAAGAGAAUGGUCAACUCGUGUACAGAAAAGGUCACGAGCAGAUCCCCGCGAAUUGGUACAGACGACCCAUCGACUACGGUCUCGUCGAACUCAACGUAGAUCUGGUAGCGUGGUUCCUCAAAUACCCCAUCCUAGCCAGCAUCGGAGGAAACCUAGGUACUGUCGACAGUUUCGCCGGCCUAGAUCUCGAAGACAUCACUGGAGGUGUUCUGAACGCGACAUCACUGCUUGAAGAGAACAAUCUUGUUUGCUUUGUGCUUGAAAUUGUCAAGACAUUCGCGCCUAACUCGCUGUCCUCGCUGUUCAAGACACUUGAGGUUCCGCUGAAGUUUGUCACUGACGCUGUUGUGGACCCAUCGUUGAGUCUCAAUUGCCCUGCGUUCAAGGAUAUGACUUUGGAUGGGACUGAUCUACUUUCUGGUCUGCUUGGCAAGUACCCUGGUGCCAGUAAAAGUGGUGUGGCAUUCUAG
Molecule: messenger RNA, 1149 nt
Organism: Aureobasidium melanogenum CBS 110374
Lineage: Eukaryota; Fungi; Ascomycota; Dothideomycetes; Dothideales; Saccotheciaceae
Product: Cloroperoxidase
Exons: 5
Coding region: 1-1149 (382 amino acids)
Molecular function (GO): peroxidase activity
Source: RefSeq, a predicted model, not a curated record